AUGGACCCUGACAUCAGUUCAAUCCUUAGAGAAAUUAACGAGAAGCUAGGAAGGUUAUGUACCCGAGUCGAUGCCUUAGAAGAAUAUCAAGAUAGGGGUAGCCCUUCCCUAGCCAAUAACCCAAGAGAAAGAAUUGAUCACCCACUCUUUGAUCGGAACCACCAACAUGUCAAUGACUAUCCCAGGAAUAGGCAAAACUUUGACAGAAAUCACAAUCGUCCACUAGAUGACUAUCCCAGAGAAAGGCCCCAUCACAAUGAAAGAGGUCGUGAUCCUAUAAAUCAACCUCUUAAUGAUCACCGUGACAUCGAUGACCGCAUACUUCGAUGUGUCAGGGUUGAGGCACCCAGCUUCGUAGGCCGCAUGGAUCCUCAUGAGUAUCUUGACUGGGAGUCAGAUAUGAAUCAUUAUUUCGAAUGGUACGACAUGUCUGAAGAGCGAAAAAUUCGAUUUGCAAAAAUGAGGCUUCUCGGUCAAGCCAAAUAUUAUUGGCAGAAUGUGGAACGUCUAAUUCUACAUAGGAGACAGGAACCCAUCCGAACCUGGGAUGAAAUGAAGGAUAAACUCAGGGAGAAAUACCUUCCCACCUCCUAUCAACAACGCCUCCUUGAUCAAUGGCAGACCUUGACCUGGGGAAACAAAUCCGUCACUGACUACAUCGCCAAGUUUGAUGAGUAUCUCAUGCGAUGUCAUGUCAAUGAGGAUCCCUCUGUCACCCUUUCCCGAUUUCGUGCCGGGUUAAGAAAUGACAUCCAACGAGAGCUUUUCAUGCGAGAGGUCUAUAGUCUAGAGCAGGCAUAUCAAUUAGCUCAGGAUUAUGAGAGAUUCCAAAGAAUGCCAAUCACUCGACCCAGUGAACCUAGAAAUUCGAGUAUACUAGGUCCUAGACCCGAACCACACCAAGUCCCCAGAACUAAUCCAAAUCCAACUUCAACCACUAGACCUCCAUUAGUUGCUCCUCCACCCAGGAAAGAAGACCGAGGCAAAGGCACCCUGAAUGAAGGACGUAGGGAGAGUAGCUCAAGGGGUAGAUGUUUCAACUGUCAUGGAAUUGGACAUUUUGCAAACCAGUGCCCUUCUCGUGCCCUACAUAUUGGAGAGAUCGAAGAGGAACACCCUGGGGAAACUGUAGAAGACGAAGAAAUUCACAUAGCUGAUCCUGAAUUAGCCGAGGGAUUCGAUGAACCAAAUUUCACUGAAGAAACUGAACCUGAAGUUAGGAUAAACGUACUAAGAUGUACCCUGACACAACCAAAGGAAUGUGAAGAUUGGCGAAGAACUACAAUUUUUCAUACCUACAUAAACAAUGAGGACAAGGUCUGUAAAAUUAUCAUUGAUAGUGGAAGUUGCAUCAACGCAGUUUCCACUGAUACGAUUUCCAAGCUUGGGCUAACACCCGUCGACCACCCCAGUCCCUACAAGGUCGCCUGGCUAGACACUUCAUCCAUACCUGUUAGAUACCGUUGCAAGGUACCCAUUAAAUUUCAAUCUUACCAUGAAGAAAUUUGGUGCGACGUUCUUCCCAUGGACGUCGGCAGCAUUAUUUUAGGACGACCUUGGUUAUUCGAUCAAAAUGCCACACUUUUUGGUCGAACAAAUACUUGCUCAUUCAUGCACAAAGGCAAGAAAAUCACACUAUACCCUUCACCACCAAAAAAACCAAAGGAUAGUAACCCAAUAAAACCAAAAGAGGAAGAACAACCCAAGGGAUUACACUUGAUCAACGCAAAAGAACUAGAAAGAGACAUCAAAGAAAGCCCUUCUGUGUGGGUUUUAGCUGUUAAAGAAGUUAGUCUGAAAGAAACAAGCCCAAUUCCAGAAGAAAUGACUAGUCUUCUUAAAGAAUUUGAGGAAAUCGCCCCAGAGGAACUUCCUGAUCAACUACCACCUAUGAGGAACAUACAACACGCAAUAGACCUAGUCCCAGGAGCGACCCUACCAAAUUCCCCUCACUAUCGGCUUAACCUUACCGAACAUGCCGAGUUGAAACGUCAAGUUGAAGAACUCCUAAGAAAAGGAUUCAUUAGGGAAAGUUUAAGCCCAUGUGCCGUACCUGCCCUUUUAACUCCUAAAAAAGAUGGAACUUGGAGAAUGUGUAUUGAUAGUCGGGCAAUUAACAAGAUCACAAUACGAUAUCGAUUCCCGAUUCCCCGACUAGACGACAUGCUAGAUAUGAUCUCUGGAUCGAAUAUAUUUUCUAAAAUUGAUCUUAAAAGUGGCUACCAUCAGGUUAGAAUCAGACCAGGAGACGAGUGGAAGACCGCAUUUAAAACAAAGGAUGGACUAUAUGAGUGGUUAGUAAUGCCAUUCGGUCUGUCAAAUGCUCCCAGCACUUUCAUGAGACUAAUGACUCAAGUACUACGACCUUUCAUGGGAACAUUUGUUGUUGUCUACUUUGACGACAUCCUCAUUUACAGUAAAACAAAGGAGGAACAUCUAGACCACCUUCGGCAAGUUUUCCAGACGCUUAGAUCCGAAAGCCUAUUUAUCAACCUUAAGAAAUGUGAGUUUAUGACUACACGUGUUACAUUCUUAGGAUUUGUUGUGACUCCAGAUGGACUAUCUGUGGAUCCUGAAAAGACAGAUUUUCGAAAAUGGCUCAUUUCCUGCCCUGUUCCAAAACCUUCGAUGCCUCUCAAGUUGCCCGGAUAUAUUUCAACGAAAUCGUUCGUCUACAUGGGUUACCCGAAUCCAUUGUAUCAGACCGAGAUGUCAAGUUUGUCAGUUAUUUCUGGAAAACUUUAUGGCAUCUAA
Molecule: messenger RNA, 2754 nt
Organism: Phoenix dactylifera (date palm)
Lineage: Eukaryota; Viridiplantae; Streptophyta; Magnoliopsida; Arecales; Arecaceae
Source: RefSeq, a predicted model, not a curated record